Aspergillus ruber CBS 135680 is the source of this 561-nucleotide messenger RNA. RefSeq lists its product as uncharacterized. Bases 143 to 454 code for a protein of 103 amino acids. The record is from RefSeq and is a predicted model, not a curated record. Lineage: Eukaryota; Fungi; Ascomycota; Eurotiomycetes; Eurotiales; Aspergillaceae. The transcript is spliced from 2 exons.
UAGUGUUUGCUAGUGCUCGUAGGUUAUAUUACAUUCGUGCUUCUAUCCCCUACCAGCAAAAAACAGGAUUCGGUUAUCGAGCCAUAAGCACCUCAAACAGAAAUACGGCUCACAUGAUGCACGAUAUGAUUAGUCGAGCCAUAUGCUUUCUUUUUUAGCCCAACCAAUUCGACGUCUCAUUUUUGCGGCACUCGCCGAGUGUCCACACUUUUGUGCUCUCAGCUUGCAAGAUUCGAUAAUCGAAGCAUCUCGAUCGCUUAUUACAAUAUCCGUACAAAUUAACUACACUGUGAAUAGCCGCUAUAGCAGAAGUACAAAAACAAGCAGCUCAUCACAACAACCUCGUACUCGUUCCGCCAGUCCACAUACGACCAGAACUAUUGCCCUCAAUACGGAGUACUCGGAUCUAAGAAAUUCAAAUUCUAAUCUUCUAGCCAGACACGCCGAAACUUAACUCCAGUUGAGUCCUCCUUUUGGGCUUUCUUGGCUUCAAGAAUAAAAAUGCAUACUUUUUCCUACAAUGGCUCCGUAAAUGUGUUCCGAAAACCGGGCGCAAUAUCC